Messenger RNA from Paramuricea clavata, 1907 nucleotides. The record is from the annotation of a GenBank genome assembly. NCBI's taxonomy places the organism in Eukaryota, Metazoa, Cnidaria, Anthozoa, Malacalcyonacea, Plexauridae.
AUGAGAAAAGAAAUGCUGACGCAGAUUCGCGGAUCUCACAUUGACAUAGAAUUACGUCUUCGGAGAGCCCGUGAGGUAUUAUAUUGAACACUCGUGAACGCAGAUGUUAAAGACUUCAAAACGCGCAACAUGGCAGGCGUAUUAACCUGUACAAUGUUGUGAAGAAUUAAAACCAUUCCCAAUACCAUUCCGUCCCUGGGAAACGGUCAGUAUUGACCUUUUUGAGCUUGGAAAACAACACUUUGUUCUGCUUGUUGACCACUGGGGUGGAUUCUUCGAAGUCCAAUAACUUACGAGAACUACCGCUGAUAAAGUCAUAGUAGCCUGCAAAUUAAUCCAGUUUGCACGACAUGGAAUCCCGGAUACAGUGAUAACGGACAACCGACCUCAGUUUUCUGCCACAGAAUUUUCAAGAAAUUGGCAGUUUAAGCAUCUACCUUCCAGUCCUCGUUACCCACAAUCUAAUGGCCGAGCAGAGACAGAAGCCAAAAUUCUGGUCAAAACCCAUCGUUAGCACUUUUAGACUGGAAAAGCACCCCCAUAGAAGGUCUGGGAUCAUUACCUGCCUAAAUGUUGAUGAGGCGACGUACGCAAAUACUGUUGCCGACUCACAAAAAUCUCCUUAAACAACCAAUCAACGAAGGCAAUAGGGAUAAACCACUCAACUAUAAGUAAACUGUAAGGCUAACUCAGGGGGAGGGGAUUGAAGGCGUGCUUUGUAGGUAGUGCCAGUCCUUUUUGCAAUUUGAAAAAUACACACUUUAUCUAUCGAUGAAUUUUACUCCUUUAAUUUUCAUUCGCCCUUUCCUUUUUUAUUUUAGAGCAUACUAAAACAGUCAAUCUUUUCACUCAAGUACUUACAGUAAAUAAAUAUCGUUCAGCUGCUAAAAUAUUACAGAGCCAACUGAGCCAAAACAAAAUUUGUCAAAAAACCGCGCGAAAAUGUUUGGUUUUUCUGAGUUAUGAGACUUUCCAAAAAGAGUUAAGAGAUUUUAUGAUACAAAUUAUGUAGAAAAGUAUUAAAUACUUUUCCAAAUUUAUUUUCAAGUACCCACGACUUACUGUUAAAAUAAGCAUUAUCAAAGCUAGCUUGACUGCCUUAUACGUGCUCAUAUAAAUGCCCAACAAGAAGAUGCGGCAAAGAAAAUCACAUCACUUGAAAAAGUCAAUUUAUUCAUGCUUUAGAAGGAAUAAAACAAGGACUAGAAGCUCAGGAUAAAUACCAAUACCUUGGGGUUAGCAGACACUAAGUUUUUGGACUGUCAAAAUGUUUUAUAGUAUUUUUUCGAGUUAAAGAGCGAGGUUUCCUUCGGCACGUCCACACGUCGUCAUUUUUUCAAAAUGCAAAAGCAAGUAUUCCCUUGGAAAAAGUAUUUUUCUUGGACAUUUUCGCUCGAAAACAAAUUUUUGAUCGAAUUUUUUCACUCCUCGCAACUCUCCUUAGUCCUUUUGAAAGCUGAUUUUCCCGCGCGUUGGCUUCAAAGAAUCAUAGGCCUUCAUCGUAGGAGUUAGCCUUCCAGUUUACUUAUAGUUCAAUGGGAUAAACUGGCUGCUCGGAAAUCACGACAAAUUCGCCGUUAUAACAAGACGCGCCAUCCUCUUAAACCAUUAAAAAAGGGUCAAGCUAUACAAAUGAAAUUAUACCAAAUGCAACAUAAUAGACGCUUGGAACGUGUACUAGAGUUUUGGAUACUAGGUCGUACAAAGUAGAUGUGAGUGGUAGGAAAUACCGACGAAAUCGCCGACAACUCCGGACAUCGCAAGAAAGACCUACAACAGCACCAGUUGCUGGUAUGGAUCCUGGGGUUGGACCUGGACAAAACAGUAGGGAACCCGAGAACCAUUCGAUUGCGAAUGAACCCAACCACGAACACGUACCAUCAUUAGACGGUGAAUCCUUUGCUUAG